Molecule: messenger RNA, 2475 nt
Organism: Paramecium sonneborni
Lineage: Eukaryota; Ciliophora; Oligohymenophorea; Peniculida; Parameciidae
Source: the annotation of a GenBank genome assembly
AUUUAAUAGAAAUAUGAGUGAACUUGAAUUUGUUUGUAAACAUGAUGGUCAUGAUGAAGAGGAGAUAAUAGGAUUCUGUUUAAAUUAAAAAUGUUAAAUAGAAGCACAGAUUUGUUUAAAAUGUUGCUGGGAUAAACAUACAGAUCAUGAAGAUGAUUGUAAGACUUUUAAACAAAUAUCCAAUUUAUUGAAAAAAAAUAAAAAAGCAUUACCAAGUUAAAAUGAUGAAGUAAUUAACAAAUUGAAAGAAAUAUAAACCAAAAGUGAAAAAUUAUGCUAAUCAAAUAAUAUUGGUUAUGAAAAAUUGGAUGAGAUUGAAAAAUACUUAUAAGAGAAAUAAUAUCAAAAUUGUUAAGCAGAUGUAUGGGUUUUAAAAAAUUUCCUCAAUUCUUAAGACUAAAAUAAUGAAAGUAUUUAAGACUUCAAUAUUUAAUUAGAAUUGAUAUUAGAAGAACUAGAAAAUAUAUUGAAAGCACUAAAUAAUUUGGGAAAUCCUUAAGUUAAAGAAAAAUAUAUAUCACAAUCAUCAAACACAGAUAACAUCUAAAUAAAUUAAGUUGAAAAAAGACGUAAACUAUAAAAUAUAAAUUAGAUUAGGAAAUUUAAGUUAAUAUUGAGUCAUAAAGUACAUCUGAACAAGCUUAAUCUAAAUCAUAGAUUAAGUAAUUAAAAAAUAAGGAAGAUGAAAUUGAAAUAACUUAUGAAAAAUAAACUUAUCCAAAAUAACCAAUAUAAUAAUCACCUUUUCUAUAGACCGAUUUCCAAAACAGCAAAGAGAAGUCUCCAUAAGAAAUUUCUUAAUAAAUAGGAGUCAAUUCUUCAUAAAUACUUUAAAAUAAAGUUUAAUAGCACUCUUUUUAAUAAAAUUUGAAAUCACAAAAUCCAUCAUUAUUAUUUUAAUAAAUUUCUAGCUAUCAAAAUUAAAUAUCAAAUCAACCUUAAGCAUUCAAAACUUCUAAUCCGAUGAUUUAAACCACUUAACCUCAUUCAAUUCUCACUUCCUAAAUACCCCAAACACCUUAAAUUAUAAAAUAACCCACAUAACCACUUUUGUAAUUAGAAAAUACAAGACCUAUUAUAUAAUGUAAUUUUAUAUUCAAUAUCAAUAGAGUAAAAUGUAAAUUAAAGUUAAUUUUAAUAACCAAUCUAAUAGUAGGGUACUUGCCCUUAAUCUGAAAAAGAUAUUAAAACAAAAUUACAAUCUGUUAAUUAACAAUAUAUGAACUAAAAUCCUGAGUAAUCUAUAUAAAUUAAUUUAAGGUAUUAAAAUCAACCCCUACCAGAAAUAAAUUUAAGCUAUUUACAAUAAAAAAAUUCUUAAAAAAUAUUUUCAGGUAUACAACCUUAAAGUAAGAAUUAGAAGAUGAUUUGGUGUUAUUAUUAAAUUCUUAAGAAAUUGCAUUUAAAAAUGAAGAACUUCAAUAAGUCUUAAAUUCUUGUGAUGAAGCACUUUAGACAGAUCCAUUCAAAUACGAGUUCAAUUUUAAAAAAUGUAAUUUAUCAAAUAUAUAUUAAGGUUUAACAUUACUCAAAAUGCAAAAAUACAAUGAUGCCUUCUUUUAUUGUGAAACUAUGUAAUAAAUAAGUCCAAUAAAUAAAACUUUUACUUUAAAAGGCAUUGCCUUACAUGGAUUAAAAGAUUAUAUUGAAGCUUUAAAUAGUUAUUGUAUUUCAAUAUCUACUUAACCAACUUUUGAAAUAUAUCUUUUUUAAGGUAUAAAACAAACAUAUUUUUAGGGAAAACAUUAAUGGCUAUGAAGGAGCAUGAUGUGGCUAUUUAAUCCUUCGAAAAUUCAAUAAAAAUGGAACCGCAACAACACUAUGGCUAUUAUUAUAAAGGUUCUUUUAUAUAUAUAAUAGGUCUUGCAUUAAUUGAAUAAAAAAAGUUUAAUCUGGCAAUGACAAAUUUCGAUAUUGCUUUAAAAUUUUCGCCAAAAAAUGUUCAGGCAUUAAUAUAAAAGGGUUAAUUUUAGUAAAAUAUUUUAAGCAAAAUGCUUAAAUAAACUAUAAGCAUUUAAAGAAGCUAUCAAAUGUGCAGAUAAAGCAAUUUAAUUUAAACCAGAUGAAGAAUCUGCUUAUUUUUAGAGAGGUUUUUUAUGGUUAGUAAUCUAGGAUUUGGAUUAUUUAAACUAGAAGAUUACCAGUAAGCAUUAAAAUAAUUUGAAAAUGUCAUAUAAAUUUAAAAUUAAAUGAAUGAAGCUCAUUUUUAUAAAGGUAAAUCCAAUUUCUUAAAUGAGGUUAAAUACUACAUCAUUUGGGCAAAUUUCAAGAAGCUAUAAAAGCAUUUGAUGAAGCUUUAAGAAUAGAAGAAAAUCCAUAUUAUAUGAUAAAAAAAGGUUAAAUAUUUAUUAAAUAUUAAAGCUGAUACAUUAAAAGCAAUGGAGAAUAUUGAAGAAGCUGACUUGCUUUAUUAAAAAGCAUAAUCCAUCAUUUCUAAUGGCAUUUGGGAAAAUUUAAAUAUUGAAUAAAACUGAA